This is a messenger RNA of Xenia sp. Carnegie-2017, 711 nucleotides long. Its product is annotated as calmodulin-like protein 12. The record is from RefSeq and is a predicted model, not a curated record. Gene Ontology annotation, molecular function: calcium ion binding. The transcript has 2 exons. The coding region runs from base 1 to 495 and encodes 164 amino acids. NCBI's taxonomy places the organism in Eukaryota, Metazoa, Cnidaria, Anthozoa, Malacalcyonacea, Xeniidae.
AUGGCCGCGCCGAUGAACGUUUCAGCAAGUUACUUCGACAAAAGCGUUCCAAACGUAGUUCUUCGGAGUUUGUUUAUGAAGUAUGACGUUGACGGUAGUGGAGUAUUAAAUCGUCAAGAACUACAAACAUUGUUUGAAGGCGAUCUUGGUUUCACACAUGAACAAGCAGAAGCUUAUAGUAUGAUGUUGGAUAAAGAUGGAAAUCAGGCUGUCAGCUUUGAGGAGUUAAGUCACUGGCUGGCAAGUGGAGAGAAAUUUAAAAAUAUUAAUGACAAAUGCAGGUUUCACAGGUUGAAGAAAGCUGUUGAACUAUUUAAAAAAUUUGAUGCUGACGGUAAUGGGGCAAUUGAAAAAGAUGAGUUCACCAAUCUCAUGAUCGCCAUUAAUUGUCCAAGAAAUAAAAUCCCUGAGGCAUUAAAAUCAUUGGAUAGCGAUGGAGAUGGAAAAAUAUCAUUCCCUGAGUUUCUUAACUGGCUCAACUGGUUGCCAAAUUAAUUGACAUUUCAAGAGGAAUUCAACCCAUGUUAAAAUAGAACGUCAGUAUUUAGUAACGUAAAUCAAGGAACAUCACCCACGUAUUGUAAUGCAAACGAUGUAGCAGAUCCUGCAGAAUAAUUCACCCAAUAUUUUUCAUGAUUAUUUGUGUUAUCUACAACUCAAUCUUUUUGUAUAAAUUACAAUUCAUUUCAUUGCAGUGUAUUCAAAUUCAAA